GGCCCCAGCCCCGCCGCUGCCGCACCUGCCCCGCGCAACCCCGGGCCCGCCGCCGCCAUGGCGGACCCCGCCGAGUGCAGCAUCAAGGUGAUGUGCCGCUUCCGGCCCCUCAACGAGGCCGAGAUCCUGCGCGGCGACAAAUUCAUCCCCAAAUUCAAGGGCGACGAGACCGUGGUCAUCGGGCAAGGGAAGCCCUAUGUCUUUGACAGGGUGUUACCUCCCAACACAACCCAGGAGCAAGUUUAUAAUGCCUGUGCCAAGCAGAUUGUCAAAGAUGUUCUGGAAGGCUACAACGGCACCAUCUUCGCCUAUGGACAGACCUCGUCAGGAAAAACUCACACCAUGGAGGGGAAGCUCCACGACCCUCAGCUGAUGGGAAUCAUCCCCAGGAUUGCACACGACAUCUUCGACCACAUCUACUCCAUGGACGAGAACCUGGAGUUCCACAUCAAGGUUUCCUACUUUGAGAUAUAUUUGGACAAAAUAAGGGACCUGCUUGAUGUGUCAAAGACAAACCUCGCUGUACAUGAAGAUAAAAACAGAGUUCCCUAUGUUAAGGGCUGUACAGAGCGGUUCGUGUCCAGCCCUGAGGAAGUUCUGGAUGUCAUCGACGAGGGGAAGGCCAACAGGCACGUGGCUGUGACAAACAUGAACGAGCACAGCUCGAGGAGCCACAGCAUUUUCCUCAUCAACAUCAAACAGGAGAACGUGGAAACCGAGAAGAAGCUCAGUGGGAAGCUUUACCUGGUGGACUUGGCUGGCAGUGAGAAGGUCAGCAAAACUGGAGCAGAGGGGGCAGUUCUGGAUGAAGCUAAAAAUAUCAAUAAAUCUUUGUCUGCUCUGGGCAAUGUGAUCUCGGCCUUGGCAGAGGGAACUAAAACCCACGUGCCCUACCGAGACAGCAAAAUGACCAGGAUCCUGCAGGAUUCCCUGGGGGGGAACUGCAGGACCACCAUCGUCAUCUGCUGCUCGCCCUCCGUGUUCAACGAGGCCGAGACCAAGUCCACCCUGAUGUUUGGCCAGAGGGCCAAGACCAUCAAGAACACGGUGUCUGUGAACCUGGAGCUGACAGCAGAGGAGUGGAAGAAGAAGUAUGAGAAGGAGAAGGACAAAAACAAGAGUUUAAAGAAUGUUAUCCAGCACCUGGAGCUGGAGCUGAACAGGUGGAGGAAUGGAGAAGCUGUGCCCGAGGAGGAGCAGAUCAGUGCCAAGGACCAGAAGAACCUGGAGCCUUGUGAUAACACCCCAAUUAUUGAUAACAUCACCCCCGUGGUCGCCAGCAUCUCCACAGAGGAGAAGCAGAAAUACGAUGAGGAGAUCGCCAGUCUCUACAGGCAGCUGGAUGAUAAGGAUGACGAAAUCAACCAGCAGAGCCAGCUGGCUGAAAAAUUAAAGCAGCAAAUGCUGGAUCAAGAGGAGCUUUUGGCCUCCACGAGGAGGGAUUAUGAGAAGAUCCAGGAGGAGCUGACCCGGCUCCAGAUCGAGAACGAGGCAGCCAAGGAUGAAGUGAAGGAGGUGCUCCAAGCCCUGGAAGAGCUGGCUGUCAAUUAUGACCAGAAAUCCCAGGAAGUGGAGGACAAAACCAGGACCAACGAGCAGCUGGCAGAUGAGCUGGCACAGAAAAGUAGUGCCCUGACAGCGACCCAGAGGGAGCUGGGCCAGUUGCAGGAGCUCAGCAACCACCAGAAGAAGAGAGCCACAGAAAUCCUGAACCUGCUGCUGAAGGACCUGGGGGAGAUCGGGGGAAUCAUCGGCACCAACGACGUGAAAACCUUGGCAGAUGUGAACGGGGUGAUCGAGGAGGAGUUCACCAUGGCCAGGCUCUACAUCAGCAAGAUGAAGUCGGAGGUGAAGUCUCUGGUGAACCGCAGCAAGCAGCUGGAGAGCGCCCAGAUGGACUCCAACAGGAAGAUGAACGCCAGCGAGAGGGAGCUGGCGGCCUGCCAGCUCCUCAUCUCCCAGCACGAAGCAAAGAUCAAAUCCCUGACGGACUACAUGCAGAACAUGGAGCAGAAGAGGAGGCAGCUGGAGGAGUCCCAGGACUCCCUCAACGAGGAGCUGGCCAAGUUACGCGCUCAAGAAAAAAUGCACGAAGUCAGUUUCAAGGACAAGGAGAAGGAGCACCUGACACGACUCCAGGAUGCAGAGGAGAUGAAGAAGGCUCUGGAGCAGCAGAUGGAGAGCCACAGGGAAGCCCACCAGAAGCAGCUGUCCAGGCUGAGGGAUGAGAUCGAGGAGAAGCAGAAAAUCAUCGAUGAAAUCAGGGACAUGAACCAGAAGCUGCAGCUGGAACAGGAGAAGCUGAGUGCUGAUUAUGAUAAAUUAAAAAUUGAGGACCAGGAAAGAGAAACGAAACUGGAAAAGCUCAUACUCCUUAAUGAUAAAAGGGAACAAGCAAGAGAAGACCUUAAAGGGCUGGAGGAAACAGUGGCAAGGGAGCUUCAGACUCUUCACAAUCUGCGCAAGCUGUUUGUCCAGGAUCUUACCACCCGUGUUAAAAAAAGUGUUGAACUGGACAGUGAUGAUGGAGGUGGAAGCGCUGCGCAGAAGCAGAAAAUUUCCUUUCUUGAGAACAACCUGGAACAACUUACAAAGGUUCACAAACAGCUGGUACGUGAUAAUGCAGAUCUUCGUUGCGAGCUUCCUAAGCUGGAGAAACGCCUUCGAGCUACGGCAGAGAGAGUUAAGGCCCUGGAGAGUGCACUGAAGGAGGCCAAGGAAAACGCCAUGCGCGACCGCAAGCGCUACCAGCAGGAGGUGGAUCGCAUUAAGGAGGCCGUGAGAGCCAAAAACAUGGCCCGGAGAGCACACUCUGCCCAAAUUGCCAAGCCCAUCCGCCCUGGUCACUACCCAGCGUCGUCUCCGACGGCCGUCCACGCCAUCCGAGGGGGAGGGAUGUCCAACUCCAGCUACUACCACAACACCAAAUAAACGAGAGGUCAGUUCCACUUAGCAUGUUAAGGACAGUCAUUAAGUCACAUUAAGUUUCUUUUUUUUGCCCCUCUCCAACCCGGUCCACGUCCUGUCCAUCCUGCGCUUCCCACGGCCGUCGGCGACGCCCCGCUCCAGGUACUCCGAGCUUCGUAGGAUCUCCACGUGUCCAGCUCAGCUCCUCCAGAUCCUUGUACAAUGUCUGGAACAUUCCCACCUCAGUAAGGAUGAUAGGGAGUCUGCCACUCCGAAUUCCACGACCCCUUGGCGCUGCUUAGGUUGGGGCUUCUCCACUCAGAGUGAUGCUUUUCUUUUUUUUUUUUUCCCCGAGUCCUCUGUUGGCAUCGGUAAUUCCCGACUUCUGGCAUCAAGGAAUUAAUUAUUCAAUGACCAAGUGCCAUCAAAGGCAGGUGAUUGUGCUCUGUCAUGACUGAUUUCCUGUAUAAUAUACAUAUUAUUUUAUAUUUUUAGGGGAUGAAAAUGUGCUGCUACGUGGUUUAAUUUUACUGCUUAACAUUUUCAGAAGGAAAUUUCCCCAAAGAACCAUUUGUAAUAUCCUGAUUUAAAAAAAAAAAAAAUAUCCUUGGACUGUAUAAAAUAACCUUUAUUGCAGUACCUGGUAAAGAACAAACGGGAUGCAGAGAAAUCUGUUAGUAUAGACGUAGGAUUUGAAGUUUGGUAGUUCCAUGAAUUGAUCUGUGUGACCUGUUUCAAAAUUAAGCUCCUAUUCCCUUGUAGUUCUCCCUACAGUGGUGGGUUUUCCUGGAGUGGGAUGGCUUAGCCACAUGUUUGUAAGAGUUGUUCCCUAGGAAUUUUUAAAGGAUUUCAGAAUGCUGUGGAAAUCUUGCCUUGGAAAAUCCGACAAGCAUCUCCCCCCUCCCCCUCUCCCCAGACAAGCCCUGAUCUGUUCACACUGGAAUUCAGAUCCCGGAGGGAACAGUCCCCUACCAGAACAAAGGAAAAUAAAAUCCCCCAAACCCUUCCUUAAAAAAAGCCCAAAGGAGGUGAGAGUUGUACACUCGAGCUAUCCUUUGCAGACCAAAUUUGGGAGUUUUUUUGCUGGGAUGUGAGGGAAUUCCAGGGGAAGGGAUUGUCUUUCUAAGCCACUAUAUCCACUCAUCCUGUGGAAGGUCAGAGGGAAGGAAAAGCCUUCCUGGAUCUCUCAGACAGCAAAUUUCCAUCUUCCCAGCAAGGGGGCACUGGAAUUGCUCUGGGAAGGUUCUGCUGGCAGGCAGAAGGUGCUGCUCCUCCUCCUCCUCCUCCUCCUCCCUCCCUCCCCAUCUCCUGGGGCAGGUGGGACUCCAGGAAGCCGGGAUUCCAGGAAGGCUCUGGCCGAG
Molecule: messenger RNA, 4268 nt
Organism: Vidua chalybeata
Lineage: Eukaryota; Metazoa; Chordata; Aves; Passeriformes; Viduidae
Gene: KIF5C
Product: kinesin family member 5C
Exons: 26
Coding region: 58-2931 (957 amino acids)
Biological process (GO): microtubule-based movement
Molecular function (GO): ATP binding; microtubule motor activity; microtubule binding
Source: RefSeq, a predicted model, not a curated record